AAUAUGGACGUGAACUCCCUUUUUGCUAUGAAGAAGACGAAGGGGAAGAAGAAGGACCCCUUGGGUCCGAAGCUGGUGGGUGCUCCCACCAGGGAGGAGCCCUCCCAAGCUGCUAUUGCCGAUUCUGGUGCCGGGAGCUCCAAGGGCGAGGGGGCCCUGAAGAAAAAGAGUAGCGGCAAGGGGAUUGAGCCUUCGGCCAAGAGGUUGAAGGCCGCGGACUACGGCAAGCAGCCUACCGCUGAUGUUGUGAUCGUCGAGGAAGAGAGACACGCCUCCGGCCCCAUCCCUCAGGAGCGCCCCAAUCAGGAGUUCUUCGGCCGGGAGAAGUUGGAGGCCAUUGUGCCGAAGGAUGCAUCUAUCCUGGAAGGCAACUUCAGCCCCUCGGAGUUAAUGAGCCAGAUGAUGCCCUCGGCUGAUUGCCUGGCCCUUGCCCAGAUGAGUGAUGAGGGCCUCAACUCGAGGAUCCUUCAGAACAACGCCUUUGUUUAUAUGGGCCUUUGUGAGCACUUCCGUAGGGUGGAGCAGCUCAGGCAGGAAACCCUUUGGGCUGCAACAGAGGGAGUUGAGACUGCCAAGGCCGAGGGGCGAGCCGAGGGUCAGGCCGAGGGCGAGCCGAGGGUCAGGCUGAGGGCUGAGCCGAGGGUCAGGACGAGGCCAAAAGGGUUGCAAGGGAAGCUGCCUAGGCUGCCGCCGAGGCCGCUGAGAGGGCCAAGAUGGAGAAGGCGGACAAGGCUGCGAAAGCUGUCGUUGAGGCCUUUAUUGCUGAGGGCUGGAAGGCAGAGGAGCACAAGAAGUGACUGUCCUCGGUGGUGGAGGCUUCUGUGGAUGCUUGGGUUGGAGGCCCCGGCAAAAUGUGGCUUGCUGAGAGGGGUGACUCCUAUUAUGAAGGUGGAGAGUUUUUUACCCAGCGCCUCAUCUACCGUAAGCUUGCCAGGCACUUCAACAUUUCGCAGGAGGAGUUCCAGCCUGAAGCUUAUGGCCUUCCCCCUCGGCAACCAGAUGUCCGGGUUCCCCUCCCCGAAGGUGAAGAAAGACAUGUGCUCGAGGACUCGGAGACAAUGAGGGAGUGCGGCCUCAGUGGCGAUGAUGAAGCCAAAGGUGAUGCUACUUCCAAGGCCGAUGAGCGAGAUUGUACUUAAACAAUUCUCGAACCAUGUUAUGUAUAAACACUUUGUACGUUUUGGGUGAUGUAACAAUCUCUUAUGAAUAUUUCUUCUGUGAUGAAUGUAUGCAAUCCUUCGGGCAUUUGAUGUUUGAAUUUUAUUCCUUUC
Molecule: messenger RNA, 1271 nt
Organism: Cuscuta europaea
Lineage: Eukaryota; Viridiplantae; Streptophyta; Magnoliopsida; Solanales; Convolvulaceae
Source: the annotation of a GenBank genome assembly